UUGGAUGUUCAUGAUGAGAAUAAGUAUAAAGUUGGGGUGAAUUUAACCCUCGAAUAAUAUCUGAAUUAUAAUAUUUAAAAAUUGCGAAAAAAUUGAGUUUCUGCGAUGCGGUACGAAAUUUGCUUUAUCCUUCGGAUCCGAUCUCUGGAGAUAUCAUAGUUGAGGCAGUGCGUACAUUAAAGGAACUGGCUAUAGUUUCGUAUCUCUUUGACUCUUGUUUUAACACUGAGAGAUGGCAGAAAAAGCAUGUGUAAAGCGCCUUCAGAAGGAAUUUAGAGAUCUCUGUAAAGAACCUGUUUCCCAUGUUGUGGCACGUCCUCUUCCAAAUGAUAUCCUCGAGUGGUACUAUGUUUUGGAGGGAAGUGAAGGGACGCCAUUUUCAGGUGGAUAUUACUAUGGAAAGAUUAAGUUUCCUCCAGAAUAUCCAUUCAAACCUCCAGGGAUCAGCAUGAUUACUCCAAAUGGUCGGUUCAUGACACAGAAGAAAAUUUGCCUGUCUAUGAGUGACUUCCACCCAGAAAGUUGGAACCCCAUGUGGUCUGUCUCUAGCAUAUUGAAUGGACUCCUUUCAUUCAUGAUGGACAGCAGUCCUACCACAGGCAGUGUGUCUACUACCGUAGAAGAGAAACAGAGAUUUGCAAAGGCUUCUCUUGCUUUCAACUGUAAGAACCCUACAUUCAAGAAAGUGUUUCCAGAAUACUUGGAUAAGUAUGAAGAGCGGCUAGCAGCCGAGCAACCUAAGCUUGAGCAGGACACAUCUGCACCUACUCAAAGAGGACUCUUGAGCCCGUUGUUAGAGAAACAAGGAGCAAAGGCGGAGUUGAAAAAAAUUGAAGCCCCAAAGGAGUCAAAUAACCGGAGGAAGCAGUCUUUUCCGGUUUGGUGGUUGUUGUUGCUGGUUACCAUUUUUGGUGUUGUAAUGGCUCUGCCUCUACUUCAACUUUGAUAGAUGACAGGGUAAAUUGUAAAAGUGUGUGCGAGUGUGGACAUGUGAGCAUUUCAAACCUUGAUUGACUCUCGAGUAAAUUGAUGUCCUAGAAUUCUUAUGUAUCUUAACAGGGUUCGUAUAGAGCUCAUACAAACGAUGGGCAUCAAUUUGAUCUCUGUCUAAUGGGGUUCACCAAAGUGCUGCCACUUGGUUUGUUAAUCUUAAGAUUAAGUGCUUACGUUUUCUUGUAUUCA
Molecule: messenger RNA, 1182 nt
Organism: Olea europaea var. sylvestris
Lineage: Eukaryota; Viridiplantae; Streptophyta; Magnoliopsida; Lamiales; Oleaceae
Product: ubiquitin-conjugating enzyme E2 34-like
Exons: 10
Coding region: 233-946 (237 amino acids)
Source: RefSeq, a predicted model, not a curated record